Anarrhichthys ocellatus (wolf-eel) is the source of this 1773-nucleotide messenger RNA. It is a transcript of the gene ankra2, whose product is annotated as ankyrin repeat, family A (RFXANK-like), 2. The coding region runs from base 149 to 1081 and encodes 310 amino acids. Gene Ontology annotation, molecular function: protein binding. NCBI's taxonomy places the organism in Eukaryota, Metazoa, Chordata, Actinopteri, Perciformes, Anarhichadidae. Gene Ontology annotation, biological process: regulation of gene expression. Gene Ontology annotation, cellular component: nucleus. The record is from RefSeq and is a predicted model, not a curated record. The transcript has 9 exons.
CGCCACUAACUGCGCAUGCGUAAAUGUGAUCAAAACACCGAAUGAAGAAGGGUGACCGUAUGAGGAUAUUUAAAUAAAACAAUGCCUUAUCGAGCGCGCGGUGGCUUCAGUUUAAUCUCAGUGUGACAGCUCGGUGAGGGAUUAGAGAAUGGACGUUACCUUGUCAGCCUCCGGUGGGACAGCAGAGGCCAUGGAGGGGAUCUGCGUAAUGCCCGAUUUGAGUGUCAUCAAGACCGAGCAGUCGAUGGGCGUGAGCCCAGAUGACACGGGCACCCAAAAUGUGGCCAUGGGCAUCAAGUUCAUCCUGCCCAACCGCUUCGACAUGAACGUUUGCUCGAGAUUUGUCAAGUCGCUGAACGAGGAGGACAGCAAGAACAUCCAGGACCAGGUCAACUCCGAUCUGGAGGUGGCCUCUGUGUUAUUCAAAGCUGAGUGCAACAUCCAGACGUCCCCCUCCCCGGGUAUACAGGUGCGCCACGUCUACACGCCAUCCACCACCAAGCAUUUCUCCCCCAUCAAACAGUCCACCACACUCACAAAUAAACACCGCGGCAAUGAGGUAUCAUCCACGCCUCUGUUGGUGCAUUCUUUGUCCAUUCAUCAGCUUGCAGCCCAGGGGGAAAUGGUGUUUCUGGCCAGCAGGAUUGAACAGGAGACUGUAAUCAACCUCCAAGAUGAGGAAGGCUUCACCCCCCUGAUGUGGGCAGCCGCACACGGACAAAUCGCCGUCGUUGAGUUUCUCCUCCAAAAUGCUUCUGACCCAAACGUCCUGGCCAAAGGGAGGGAGAGUGCUUUGUCCUUGGCCUGCAGUAAGGGAUACACCGACAUUGUGAAGAUGCUCAUCGACUGCGGUGUUGACGUCAAUGAAUACGACUGGAAUGGAGGAGCCCCUCUGCUCUACGCCGUCCAUGGGAACCAUGUGCGCUGUGUGGAAAUCUUGUUAGAGAGUGGUGCUGAUCCGACCAUUGAGUCAGACUCUGGAUUCAAUGCGAUGGACAUGGCCGUAGCGAUGGGUCACCGGAAUGUUCAACAGGUGAUGGAGGCACACCUGCUGAAGUUACUGAUGGGAAUCAGAGAGUGAACUGUGACACAAGUGACGGCUCUGGACAAUCACGUAGCGCGGCCGGGCUGUGGGCCGGCACUGAUACUCUGUUCCCUCUGAGUGAUGUUUCAGGUCAACAUGAUUCUGUUGGCGUGCCGCACAUGAAGGUUUGUGCGGUGAACCCACUUUCUAACCGUUUUACUUUUCUUUCCACGUUGAAUGUGGAGUAGCAAAUCUGAUCCAGAUACAACCCAGCAUGCACUGCUCUCUCUGUAGUAUGCUGCAUCACGUGGAGUGCAGUGUAGGAUUGAUUUUGCGUUAAAGCAUGGAGGUUUUAAUAUUGUACAUGUUCCAUCCUUUUACCGCCAUGUCAGCGGUUUAUUUUUUAAACUAACUUAUUCGCCAUAAAAAGAAGGCAUUUUUAAAAGAAUACCAAUGUAAUAUGUUGAAUGGCCUCAUGUUCACACCGUGUGGUUUUCAUAGUGAGCUCGUUCUGCUCUCAUGACUCAGUGGGUGGAUUGAAAAUAGGUUUUUACAGUGUGCUUUUAUGACGCUGCCAAGCUGUUUGUCGUACCGACGUUAUUUAUUUGAGAACCGUAGUCAGUGUUGUAAUGUGACUAAAGUAUAUUGAUGUGAAGACUGUUUGGUUUCUGUGUGUUGUGAUACUAAUGUUUACCGACGUGUUGUGCUUUCUGAAAUAACCUCACACCUCAUUAAAGCAUCCAACAGGG